Messenger RNA from Penicillium brasilianum, 1176 nucleotides. Lineage: Eukaryota; Fungi; Ascomycota; Eurotiomycetes; Eurotiales; Aspergillaceae. The record is from the annotation of a GenBank genome assembly.
AUGUCUCAUCCACACUCUCCCCACUCAUCAUUUCCUUCACUCGCAGUCGAACUCGUCGAGCUCAUCGCGGGCUAUUUGGAAUGUGAUGGAUUACUGGGAUUGCGCCUGACAUGUCGUGAUCUGCAGAAGAAGACCUUCAACCACUUUGCGCGCCGCUUCUUCUCGUCUAUCAAAACGGAUCUUUCCGAAGAGAGUCUCGGUCGCAUCGAUGCGCUUUCUCGGCAUGAAGAACUCCGCCCAUACGUCCAGGGUCUCGCCUUUAUGCUGCAAAACGGCGUUGGUCGCGGGCUAGUUUGGGACCGAUAUCCCUGGGGUGCCUUGUCUGCGCCCCUGGAGAUCGAAGCGAUCGGUCGGUUACGCGAUAAUCUUGUCAACAAGUUCACAAACUGUCGAUCAUUUUUCAUUUUCUGUCGAUAUCCCGAGGGUCAUCCUGAUAUGAGCUGUGUCACUAUCUCGGAUGCGGUCGCGGUGUUCUUUGCGAUGGUCGUUGAUGCGCAAUUACCUGUAACAUCCUUCCAUUUAAUCUAUGCGAAUAAAUACUCUCGCACGUUGGUCAUGGAUAUGCGUCGCAUGCCGAAACUUCUAUAUCGGCAGCCAGAGUUUAAGAUGGUCUGGUCGAAUCUGCAGAAAUUAUCCCUGGAGCAAUAUCUCACUCUUGAUAAUUUCGGAUUCCUCCUCGAACUCGUCCUCAGUGCUCCUAAUCUCCAGACUCUUUUAUUGAACCUUGGCUCUCACGAUCUGGCAAGCGAAUUCAUGCAUGAACUAGCGGAGACAGCCUCAUUACCGCACUUGCAGGAACUGGCGUUAUUCAGGACUUCAGUGCAAGUGCCGGACCUUAAGAAACUGCUUCACGGCCUGCGCGGAAGUCUAACAACGCUGACGCUAUACCAUGUAUCUUUGACGCCGGAUCAAGAUUGGAUGUCCGUUCUGAAAGAGCUGAGCCAGAGUUUCGAGUCUUUGCAGAGCAUCUCGCUGUAUUAUUUGUGGGCUACUGCCCCGACGAAAGAGUUGCUUUCGUUCCCGGAUAUUCAUAAAGCACCUGAGCUGUGUGAUACGCCUAAGCAGAAACUGCAUAUGCUCUACUCGGAGAAUGUGCAGAGUCCUACUGUGCUUGGGAUUGAAUACUCUGGCUCGAAAAUGGAGCAUGUCCUGAGGUUGUUACAGGCCGCGACGUGA